Molecule: messenger RNA, 6079 nt
Organism: Manis javanica (Malayan pangolin)
Lineage: Eukaryota; Metazoa; Chordata; Mammalia; Pholidota; Manidae
Source: RefSeq, a predicted model, not a curated record
GAGAGGCCAGCUGCCAGAGGCAGUGAGAAGGCAAUUCCUGGCUGGUGGUUAGCAUCAGAACAGACAAGCAAACUGAGGCAUGGAGAGUUCAACUGAUUUGCUCAAGACUGAAGUCCAGAGUGUGUGUAUCUUUCCAUGUGUCAGGAUGUUGGGCUGGGUCCAGAAAGUGCUGCCUCAACCCCCAGGGACACCUCAGAAGACCAAGCAGGAGGAGGAGGAGUUGGCACCGGAGCAGGAGCCUGAAGCAGCCCCUGAGGAGGCUGAGCUCAGGGAUGAGGCCCUGGAGCCACUCGAGAGGGAGGAAGAGGCUGCAGCUGACACAGGCCCUCAAGAAAUCCAGGAGGCUGCCCCUACUCUGCCCACAAACCACCAGGCCCAGGUCGCUGUGGUUCCUCAAGUGAACAGCAGUCCCAGAGGCUGGGUGCUGACCUGGCUCAGCAAGCGUGUGGAGAAGGUUAUCCCGCAGCCUGUCUAUGGUGGCGGGCAAGCCCCGAGCAAUGCUGCUGGCUUGGAGGGCCUUGCUCAGGCAGAGGCGCAAGUCCUUGGGCACCGCAGCGCUGGGGGCUCAGAUGGACCCAAAGAGGCCACCGGGGCUCAGGACACAGGGCCCAGGCCCUGGCUGCUCAGGUGGCUUGAGCAGAGUCUGGAGAAAGUGCUACCUCAGCCUCCAAAAGCCUCUGAGGGCUGGGGACAGGAGACUGCAGAGGCUGCUUUGGUCCCAGAGCCCCCAGAAUCCCCCUUGGAAAAGGAGCCUAUGCUGCAGGCCCCAGAGAGCCCCCCCUUGCCCACUUCUGGCCCCCCAGAGCCUGAGGAGGAGCCUACUCCAGAGCCCCAGCCCGGUCUCCAGGCUUCCUCCCUGCUGCCCCCGGGGGACCCUGCCAGGUUGGUGGCAUGGCUCUUGCACAGGCUGGACAUGGCCCUGCCACAGCCAGUGCCUCAUGGAAAGGCUGGGGAACAGGAGCCUGACUCCCCUGUGAUGUGUGAUGUGCAGACCAUCAGCAUCCUCCCUGGAGGGCAAGAGGAGCCUGAUCUCAUUCUAGAAGAAGUCGACCCUUGCUGGGAGGAGGACAAGCAUCAGGAUGGCAGCACCAGCCUACAGGGCUCAGAGGCAGCGCCAGCUUAUGAAGAGGAGAACAAGGCCAUGGAAGAGAUGCCCAGGGAGUUGCCCCAGAUACAAGAAGAGAAAGAAGAAGAGGAGGAGGAGGAAGAUGGAGAGGAGGAAGGGGAAGAGGAGCAGGAGGAACCUGAUGUCCUGCUGGAUAGCUGUCUGGUGGCACAGGCUGAUGAGGACCCAAGCGGAGUAGGCAGGACCCAGCCCCAGAGGGCCUCACACCAGGAGCUGCAGAAGGAGGCUGUGGCCGCCAGCUCAGGAGUGCCUGCUGCAAAAGAGCUCCCAGAAGUGCAGGUGGAAGAUGCUGAUGCUGACAGCCAGCCCCUCAUCGUGGAGGAGGGUCCACCCUCACCUGUACUGCCAACACCUUCUCCUGCCAAUUUUGACACACUUACAGUACCAGGAUCUGCUGCAGGAACCCACAGGAAAAGGCUGCCCUCUCAAGAUGACGAAGUUGAAGAGCUUAAGGCACUGUCACAAUCUGAGUCCCCUGUGGUCGCCUGGUCAGACCCCCCUACCCCACAGGACACUGAUGGCCAGGACCGCGCAGCCUCCACAGCCAGCCAUAACAGUGCCGUCAUCAAUGACCGGCUCCAGGAGCUGGUGAAGCUUUUCAAGGAGCGGACGGAGAAAGUGAAGGAGAAGCUCAUCGACCCUGAUGUCACCUCGGAUGAGGAGAGCCCCAAGCCCUCUCCAGCCAAGAAAGCCCCAGAACCGGCCCCAGAAGUGAAGCCAGCUGAGGUGGGACAGGUGGAGGAGGAGCAUUACUGUGACAUGCUCUGUUGCAAGUUCAAACGCCGCCCCUGGAAGAAGUACCAGUUUCCCCAGAGCAUUGAUCCACUGACCAACCUGAUGUACAUCCUGUGGCUGUUCUUCGUGGUGCUGGCCUGGAAUUGGAACUGCUGGCUGAUUCCUGUGCGCUGGGCCUUCCCCUACCAGACACCAGACAAUAUCCACCUUUGGCUGCUGAUGGAUUACCUGUGCGACCUCGUCUACCUCCUGGACAUCACCGUGUUCCAGAUGCGCCUACAGUUUGUCAGAGGAGGGGACAUCAUUACGGACAAAAAGGACAUGCGCAAUAACUACCUGAAAUCUCGCCGCUUUAAGAUGGACAUGCUCUGCCUCCUGCCCUUGGACUUUCUCUACUUGAAAUUCGGUGUGAAUCCCCUUCUGCGCUUGCCCCGCUGUUUGAAGUACAUGGCCUUCUUUGAGUUUAACAACCGCCUGGAAGCCAUCCUCAGCAAAGCCUACGUUUACAGGGUUAUCAGGACCACAGCCUACUUGCUCUACAGUUUACACUUGAACUCAUGUCUGUAUUACUGGGCGUCAGCCUAUCAGGGCAUCGGCUCCACUCACUGGGUUUAUGAUGGCGUGGGAAACAGUUAUGUUCGCUGUUACUACUGGGCUGUGAAGACCCUCAUCACCAUUGGUGGGCUGCCCGACCCCCAGACACUCUUUGAAAUUGUCUUCCAGCUGCUGAACUAUUUCACAGGUGUCUUCGCUUUCUCCGUGAUGAUUGGACAGAUGAGAGACGUGGUGGGGGCCGCCACCGCCGGACAGUCCUACUACCGCAGCUGCAUGGACAGCACAGUGAAGUACAUGAAUUUCUACAAGAUCCCUAGGUCCGUGCAGAACCGGGUCAAGACCUGGUACGAAUAUACCUGGCACUCCCAAGGCAUGCUGGAUGAGUCAGAGCUGAUGGUGCAACUCCCAGACAAGAUGCGGCUGGACCUCGCCAUCGACGUAAACUAUGACAUUGUCAGCAAAGUGGCACUCUUCCAGGGCUGUGACAGACAGAUGAUCUUUGACAUGCUGAAGAGGCUUCGCUCUGUCGUCUACCUGCCCAAUGACUACGUGUGCAAGAAGGGAGAGAUAGGCCGGGAGAUGUACAUCAUCCAGGCGGGACAGGUGCGGGUCUUGGGUGGCCCCGAUGGGAAGUCUGUGCUGGUGACGCUGAAAGCUGGAUCUGUGUUUGGAGAAAUAAGCUUGCUGGCCGUCGGGGGUGGGAAUCGGCGCACGGCCAACGUGGUGGCCCACGGGUUUACCAACCUCUUCAUUCUGGAUAAGAAGGACCUGAACGAAAUUUUGGUGCAUUAUCCUGAGUCUCAAAAGUUACUCCGGAAGAAGGCCAGGCGCAUGCUGAGAAAUAACAACAAGCCCAAGGAACAGAAGAGUGUGCUCAUCCUUCCUCUCCGGGCCGGCACCCCCAAGCUCUUCAGUGCUGCCCUGGCUGCAGCGGGGAAGAUGGGGGCCAAAGGGGCAAAAGGCGGCAAGCUCGCCCACCUCAGGGCUCGACUGAGAGAGCUGGCCGCGCUGGAGGCGGCUGCGAGACAGCAACAGCUGCUGGAACAGGCGAAGAGCUCGGAAGCAGCCGCUGGAGAGGCGGGCUCGGCCGCCCCCUACCCGCCCGCGGCCCCCGCAGACACCGCCCCCGACCCGCCCGAGGCCCCCGCAGACACCGCCGACCCGCCCGCGGCCCCCAGCUCUCCGCCACCUGCCCCCCCUGGGAGGUCUGAGGAAGGCGGGGAGCGGGCAGCCGGGCCCGAGGAGCAGUUGGCGCGGAUCCGCGUGAGCCCGGGCCCGGACCCCGGCGAGCAGAUCCCGUCGGUGGAGAUCCCGGAGGAGAAGGAGUGAGGCGGCGGCCAGCGCGCAGCCGGCAGGUGCGCCCGGGUCCCUCGUGCCGCCCGCCCCCCUCCCCAGACCGACGCGCGCGGCCGCAGUAGCGGCCACAGUCGCCCUCAGCUAAGCGCCCGGGUGGCGCUCCUGCCCUGAAAUCAGCGUCUCCCGAGGGAUGGCCUUGAAAUCUACACAUAUCCUAGUGUUCGCGUCCUUAGAUUCCCACGGUCACUUGAGAACCCUACCCCUCCCCAACUGUUACAGUUUUCAAGAAAAAAUUCUUUUCUGUUUUGAAAGUUCAGAGCCGAGGACAGAAUGGAGCUUCAACACCAUGGGAAGCUUUGUUGGAGCUCAGAAGGAUUAUUGAACGGGGUUUCCCUUCAGGAAUUUAUCUCCCACCUUACUAGGGCAGAAACUCCUCAGCAGAAAGGAGGGCAGCUGUGCUGUUCGUCUAACUAAAUGGGAAUUACCGUACAUCUGACCCACGGGCCGGAUGCUAUUUUUCUUGGCUGGGCAGUCACAUCAGGAACGAGAUGCUUCUCGUAUGAGUGGUUUAGCACUUACCUCCCCAGACUACAUUCAUUUCCCAGCCCAAUGCUAUUAUCUCAGAUAAAAUGGAAAUGGACUUACUGGCAAGGGCUGCGAGGAUUUCUGAGCAUCCCCUCUACCAGUCACCCAGUUCUCUGCAGAGAUUCAUCUGUUACUUGCUGACACCCUUGAUAGAGAAAUGAUGGUAGCAACUUCGAUUAAUCCUAGGAGAUGAAAUCUCAUAGCUGACACCAGUGAAGUUCCUGCAGUUUCUCCGGAUCAUGUCAUGUUGCUUUUAGGAUUCUAAAAAAACAAAAGGACUGUAAUUCCAAUAGGUUCUACGCAUUUUGUAUAAAAUCACAGGAACAUUGUGAACUGCUUAAGGGCCCCCUGAGGGCUUGCAAAUGUGUGUAUUUGUCCAUCAACCUAAAAGCAAAACAUUUGUGUCCCCUGUGAAAAAAUUUUUUAAUUAUGGAAGUUCCUGGUCUAAGCAUUUCCAAAUUCUAGGAUAACAAACAUUUACCUAGUUAAGAACAUGUCACAUGAUCUGAGUAAUCAUCACAUUGAAUGCAAUGAUGAACAAUAUUUUAGCCUUUUAAAAAGCCUAUAUUAAUUUAUUUUAAUAGGUAAUAAUGUAUUUACAUGGAUGGAAAAGGUUACCCAGUAAACAUUCUCCCUCCUACCCCUGGCUCCCAACUUCCCUGACCGUCUUCCAUGAAGCAACCGUGAUUGUAAGUUUCUUGGGUAUCAUUUCAGGGAUAGUUGAAGCUUACACAAGAAAAUGUGUUCAUUCAUUCUUAUUCUUCUCCUUUACUUUUUUACACCUAUGGCAACAUACUAGGGCCACUGUUAUUUUUUUACUUGAUUUAAUUUGGAAAUACUUCCCUCUCAGUACAUAAAGGGCAUGCUGUCUAGUCCAUUGUAUGGAAGUACCAUAACAUUUAACUGCUCUCCCAUUGAUGUGCAUUUGAAUUGUUUCCAAUCUCAUGCUGUUAAAAAUAAUGCUGCAAUAAAAAAAAUCUUGUACGGGCAUAGUUUCACUGGUAAACAUUGUUUUUAAAUAGGGGGCGUAUGGAGGUUUGGGCUAAUUUUUUUCUGUACCAUCCUCAUUUAUCAUUUCUGUGUUUGCACUGCAUACUCUAAGAUCCAAGCAUAGAGAAUGCUUCCUUCUUUAGCAAGUAUUUCAGAUAGGUCAAUAAAGUAAAUGUCUUGCCCUUCAGUAGAUGGCAAAAUGUUGCAAGGGCACCUUCACUGUGAGAUCCUAUUUUAUAAGGAAUCUUUUUUUAUAUGAAUGUACUUAUUCUUUCAGAUAUCAACCCUUGAAUGUAUACUGCUUAUUAUAUAAAGCGAGAGAUUCUUGAGGUUCCCAAGAGUUGCCCUGGAAAGAAAAUUGAUUUUGAAAGGAGAUUAGCAGUGUCUUAAUUUCACUGAGAGAUCUCAUUAAACUUGACAGCUUCACAAACUUGGAUAUUAGAUAAAUUGAAUUUGAGGCUGACAUUAUUCUCCAAACAGAAUUGGACUAGUUGAUUGCCAAGGUAUGGAUGGCAAACCUCAGAAAUACUGUAAUUCUGCAGCUGAAACAGGAUCUUUAUUUAAUGUGUAUUGAAUCCCUACUAAUUUAAAAUGUCCCAACAUUUCUUGCAUUUUGGUAGAAAAUGAAUAGCAAAUUAUUUUUUUAACUACAUAAAUAUUUUAAGUCAUAUUAAUACUGAGAAGCUGUUUAAAAUUUCAUUAUCAAAAUAUGUUUGGCUACCUGCAAUAUUUUCUUAGUAAACACGAACACUGCGUUUACACCCUGGCCUUCAUCCUGUUACAAUGCAUUUU